Messenger RNA from Aspergillus affinis, 1086 nucleotides. RefSeq lists its product as uncharacterized. The record is from RefSeq and is a predicted model, not a curated record. Bases 1 to 1086 code for a protein of 361 amino acids. NCBI's taxonomy places the organism in Eukaryota, Fungi, Ascomycota, Eurotiomycetes, Eurotiales, Aspergillaceae. The transcript has 3 exons.
AUGCAGCAAAUUAGUCUGUCUGAGGCCUUGCAGCCACCACUUUCCACUUCCCAGGAAUGCAUCGUUCCACUUUCCCCUGACAUCUGCUUCGGGGCAGUGACGAUGGGCGGUUACAUGCCUGCCCUUGCAGCUAAAUAUGCCGUGUACUACGCAUCGAAACAUCCUCGCUUGCAGUCUCAGGCGAGUCUCCGGAUGAUGAACGCCCAGUUCUAUCGACCAUUGCUCCCGGCUCGAGGGCCAGCGAGGAUGGUCCUUCGGGAAAUUAGCGUCGGAAAGGCAUGGUCUACUAUACGCGUAGAGGUGUUCCAGCCUGCCAAAUGUCAGGAGGUGGCGGUCUCCGUGGACAUGCUACUCUCCGAUCGGUCGGUCUCCUCCCUGACUCGACCUACAAACUGGACUCUCCACCCACCACCUAGUCCCGUGGACCUCGCCAAACUGGAAACAUUUUCUGACCCCGGUUGGAUAUGUUAUCAUACUGCGUUCAAGCCGACCGGGUUUAAACGCGCCCAUUCUUACGUGAAGCAUUAUAUCCUAGUCGACUGGCGCCCUGAUACCCCAUUCAUCGAGCAGUGGAUCGCCCCCGGCUGGAACUGUACGCCUUCUGGCUCAUCCCCAGAGGACGGCAAGGCUGGCAAAGACACGCAUCCGCGUUGGACAACCGAUAUGAUACCAUUUAUUAUGGAUGCAAGUCUUCCUCCCGAGUGUAACUUCGUAUCACCGAAAGAUGAUAAACGAGAACAUCUCAUGAGCACGACGGCCAUUCUACGUUUCGCCGCUGCUCAGAAGAAAGCGAGGGAGCGAGGUGACCCUAAUUGGAGAGACUUGCCCAACGAUGGCUCAGAGACCUUUGAUGGGUCUAUAGUCAAUGUCACGUUGGCUGUCUCAACUGACAUCAGGAAAGAGCUGCCGGAGGAAGGUGUCCGGUGGCUGUACUUGAGGAAUGAGGUCAAGAGUAUUCGGAAUGGUGGAAUAAACGUGGAAACCCUUCUUUUUGAUGAAAAAAUGAACCUCGUGGCAGUCACUCACCAGAUCGGGCAGUUGAUGUCUGCUGAGAAAAAGGAAACAAAGAAAGAGAGUCGGCUGUAG